GAUGUGCAACAGAGGGCCCUACAGAAAUUCCUUGGUUCUCACUUCAAAGCUGCUUUUUUCCGGUCCACAAUGAAAACUAUGAGACUGCUCAUCAUUACACUGCAGCUUUGCCUGAUUUUACAGGUUAAAGCCCAAAUACCAGAUGCAUGCAUCACUAGCCCAACAAACAGACCCCCAGAAAAUGCAGACAUUAAUGUAACUUGUGGGACCCAGUACAUGGACCUGAGUAUUUUCCUCUGUCCAAUGUACCAAGCUCUUUACAACGAGUCCCUGAUGGUUGUAAAUAAUCAGCUCAGUAACAAACUGUGCUUUGGGAAGGCUGACUGGACUGUGUCACCACCUGUUUUAAGAUUCCGAUUCCCCAUCAAUGACACCGACGCCUCAGCCUGCGCAAAUGCGUACAAGAUUACAGAUCAGACUGGAAGUGGAAUAUUUGCAGACUAUUCAAAAGUUCAGUAUGUGAACAUCUCUGGCAUGGUGAAUUCCAUAGACCCCUCUGCAGGUGCGAUCACCUAUCGUCCACAGAUUCUGUACAAGUUUUCGUGCAACUACCCUAUGCAGUACCUUCUCAACAACACCCAAAUCGGAGUAUCAGGUGUGAACAUUGCCAUACGGGACAACAAUGGCAGCUUUAUCAGCACACUGAGCAUGCAGCUUUAUCAGGAUCCAGCCUACACACAGAUUCUGACCGUUCCACCAACCGGACUCAACCUCAAGACCAAGAUUUAUGUUAAUGUCAAAGCCACCAAUCUCACAGACAGGUUUAACUUGCUGCUGGACAGGUGUUACGCCACAACCAGCCCCUAUCCUAUGCUGAGCACCUAUUAUGACCUGUUUGUGGGAUGUACCCGUGACGCGCAGACAAAGAUAGAACUUAACGGGGUUUCACAGACGGCACGCUUCUCAUUUGAGGCCUUCAGAUUUGUGGAGCACAAGAACCUGACAGUUUCUACUUUCUACCUGCACUGUGCCACCAGACUGUGUGAGGCCUCCAACUGUGCCUCAUUAUUGCCAGCUUGUGGAACCACCCAAAUCAGGAGGAGGAGGGCAGCAGAGAUUGUGCCGACCAACACAACAAUCACCUCUCCUCCCAUAUUUGUUGGCAAACAGAGUGUUGGAGAGACUCAGGCGCUCCCUCUUUAUGGAGCAGCUGCUCCACCUGAGAUCAUCUGCAGCAGUCCGCUGUUGGGCUCAUUAUUGUCAUUACUGCUGUUUUCAUGGCUGCCCUAAACACUUCCUGUGGAGCAAAAGACAUCCGAUGGCUGAAAAGGGUGUGUUUAGCCGUUCACAUUAAUGACCUUGGCAUGCAAUAAUCAAUUUUAGUAAAUAAUCCUUUUGAUGUGAAGGGCUUGAUAUGUGUAAAAAAAACAUGUGGACUCAAGUUAGAAUUAAUUAUUGUGAUAUUUAAUAAGUGUUAGUAGUCUGCUGUGCUGGAAACGUUUUCAAUGAGCAUGAUGUGAAAACAUUUCAUUUGUCCUCAUAAAACCCUUUUCUUUUGAUUGUUUUGACCAAAGACACGAACAAAGAUGAACAAAGAAGAGGUGUAAAGGUGGUUGAUGUUUGAUAUAUGAAUUAUUGUUGUUGUUUUGUUUUUAGAUAUUAAAAGCAUGUGCUUCUUUGCUUUUUUAAUAAAGUUUUAAGUUACACUAAAACAUGUAA
Oryzias latipes (Japanese medaka) is the source of this 1659-nucleotide messenger RNA. RefSeq names its product zona pellucida-like domain-containing protein 1. NCBI's taxonomy places the organism in Eukaryota, Metazoa, Chordata, Actinopteri, Beloniformes, Adrianichthyidae. The record is from RefSeq and is a predicted model, not a curated record.